This is a messenger RNA of Miniopterus natalensis, 738 nucleotides long. The record is from RefSeq and is a predicted model, not a curated record. Lineage: Eukaryota; Metazoa; Chordata; Mammalia; Chiroptera; Miniopteridae.
AUGACGACACCCAGAAAUUCAAUGAGUGGAGCUUUCCCAGCAGAUCCUAUGAAAGGCCCUGUGGCCAUGCAACCUGUUAAAAGACCGAUUCCCAGGAAGAUGUCUCCUGUGGUGGGCCCCACACAAAGCUUCUUCAUGAGGGAAUCCAAGGCUUUGGGGGCGGUCCAGAUCAUGAACGGGCUCUUCCACAUCGCCCUCGGCGGCCUCCUGAUGAUCCACAUGGAGGUCCAUGUGCCCAUCUGUGUGACUGUGUGGUACCCUCUCUGGGGAGGCGUUAUGUACAUCAUUUCUGGAUCACUCCUGGCAGCAGCCGAGACAAACUCCAGGAAGAGUUUGGUCAAAGGAAAAAUGAUCAUGAACUCAUUGAGCCUCUUUGCUGCCAUUUCUGGAAUAAUUCUUUUGAUCAUGGACAUAUUUAAUAUUACAGUUUCCCAUUUUUUUAAAAUGGAGAGUCCAAACUUCAUUAACGCUCCCGUGCUAUCUAUUAACAUACACAACUGUGAGCCAGCUAACCCUGCUGAGAAAAACUCUUUAUAUCUACAAUAUUGUUACAGAAUUCGAUCUGUAUUCUUGAGUCUUUUCACUGCGAUGCUGAUCUUUGCCUUCUUCCAGAAACUUGUGGCAGCUGGCACUGUUGAGAGUGAAUGGAAAAAACUGUGCUCCAAACCCAAAGCUGUAAUAAUAUCUGUAACUGCCAAAAAGUGGAAAAAAUCCCAAAGUAUAUCAAUUGAUGAAUAG